Capsella rubella is the source of this 1377-nucleotide messenger RNA. Its product is annotated as serine/threonine-protein phosphatase PP1 isozyme 6. Gene Ontology annotation, molecular function: protein serine/threonine phosphatase activity. The record is from RefSeq and is a predicted model, not a curated record. The coding region runs from base 213 to 1181 and encodes 322 amino acids. NCBI's taxonomy places the organism in Eukaryota, Viridiplantae, Streptophyta, Magnoliopsida, Brassicales, Brassicaceae. Gene Ontology annotation, cellular component: nucleus; cytoplasm. The transcript is spliced from 4 exons.
GGGUUUACAAAUUUGGGGGUCUCUCUCUACUUAACUCUCUCUGUUUCUUUCUUCUUCUCCGUCAACGAUACGAAAACCCAGAGACGCCGGCGGUUAAAUAAAUCGUCGGAUCUCUUUGGUUUCUUCAGCCGAGAAGUUUCCGGUAUCUAAUUUUGUUUUUGAGUAAAAGACAGAGAGAGAGAGUAAUUAGGGUUUUGUGGUUGCUGCUUUCGAUGGACGAGACUUUACUUGACGAUAUAAUACGGCGGCUUUUGGCGACGAAUAAUGGAAGGACGGUGAAGCAAGCGCAGAUUACUGAGGCGGAGAUACGGCAGCUAUGUUUGGCUUCUAAAGAGGUUUUUCUCAGCCAGCCUAAUCUGCUUGAGCUUGAGGCUCCUAUCAAGAUUUGUGGAGAUGUUCAUGGACAGUUUCCAGAUCUCUUGCGGUUGUUUGAGUAUGGUGGCUAUCCGCCAGCUGCAAAUUACUUAUUUCUCGGGGAUUAUGUUGAUCGUGGUAAGCAGAGCAUAGAGACAAUAUGCCUUCUUCUUGCAUAUAAGGUCAAAUACAAGUUCAACUUCUUUCUUCUUAGAGGCAAUCACGAAUGUGCUUCGAUUAACCGUGUGUAUGGAUUCUACGAUGAAUGCAAAAGAAGAUACAAUGUCCGCCUAUGGAAAACUUUCACUGAGUGCUUCAACUGUCUGCCUGUUUCUGCUCUCAUUGAUGAUAAGAUCCUCUGCAUGCAUGGUGGACUAUCGCCUGAUAUUAAGAGCUUAGAUGACAUCAGGAGAAUUCCUCGUCCUGUUGAUGUUCCUGAUCAAGGAAUCCUUUGUGAUUUGUUAUGGGCUGAUCCUGACAGAGAAAUUGAAGGCUGGGGGGAGAAUGACAGAGGUGUCUCAUACACGUUCGGGGCUGACAAAGUUGCUGAGUUCCUUCAAACUCAUGACCUUGAUCUUGUCUGCCGAGCUCAUCAGGUUGUGGAAGAUGGAUACGAGUUCUUUGCAAAGAGACAACUGGUGACAAUAUUCUCUGCACCCAAUUACUGUGGCGAGUUUGACAAUGCUGGCGCAUUGAUGAGUGUUGAUGAUAGCUUGACAUGCUCAUUCCAAAUCCUUAAGGCAUCUGAGAAGAAAGGACGGUUUGGAUUCAACAACAAUGUUCCUAGACCAGGAACCCCACCUCAUAAGGGUGGAAAGGGUCGUUAAGAUCUUCAUACCAAUGUGGGGGAAUCAAGAAAAGAGUGAAGCCAAUGGGUUCGAAUUUUUUCAGGCGACAGUUUGUUUUGUUAGAUGUUUUAUUGUUACGUUUGGUUGAGGCAACAUUAUAUUUUGUUUAGAUUGUUUUGUAAUAUUGUGGAAAAUGUACACAGCAUUUUCAACUGAAGAAAGUUGGGUUUAUACA